AUGGAAUCCUUCCAAGCUACACCGUUUUCUACCCUCCUCUCUCAUUUCCCAACUCUCCACAGCUACAACGUAAAUGGACCAAUGCCCUUCCCUCGAAUCCCUAGACUCCAUAAUCUUUACAUCCCUUCAAAACCAUCAUUCACUACCAAUUAUCCUUCGCUUACCCGCACUAGCUCUCAAACUCAACGCAGCAACUCACUAAAAUUCCAUAAAUUCACCGUUUUCGCCUCCAAUAGAAACCCAACACCACACAACAACACAUCACCAUCUGAUAACAAAAAUCUAAUCAUCACCAGCUCCGCAAUUACAGUAUUAUUAGCCAUUGCUAAUCGUGUGCUUUACAAGCUGGCUCUCGUUCCAAUGAAAGAAUACCCUUUCUUUUUAGCUCAAUUCACCACUUUCGGGUACGUGGCGAUUUACUUUUCGAUAUUGUACGCGAGAUACCGUGCAGGAAUUGUGACUAAGGAAAUGAUAGCGCUUCCAAAAUCGCUGUUUGUUGCUAUUGGUAUUUUAGAAGCACUUGGAGUUGCUGCUGGAAUGGCUUCUGCUGCUAUGCUUCCUGGACCUGCCAUACCAAUAUUGAGUCAGACAUUUUUGGUAUGGCAGCUGAGUUUUUCUGCCAUUCUCCUGGGUCGAAGGUACUCGUUUAAUCAAAUAGCUGGCUGCUUGCUUGUAGCUAUUGGUGUAGUGGUGGCUGUUGGAAGCGGAUCUAAUGCUGAUGAGAUGCUAUCUGGAGUUGAAUUCAUAUGGCCAGCAGUAAUGAUACUAUCAAGUGCUUUUCAAGCUGUUGCAUCUAUCAUUAAGGAAUUUAUAUUUAUCGAUGCAGCAAAACGCCUAAAGAGUCCUCAACCUGGUUACAUGCAGGGACAGUCGCUUGACAUAUUUUUUGUCAAUUCUUUUGGAUCUGGCUUUCAGGCUCUUUUUGUGCUUCUCUUUCUUCCUUUCUUAUCAAACUUGAAAGGCAUACCUUUUGCGCAACUUCCUUCAUAUUUGAAAAGUGGUGCUGGUUGCUUAUUAAAUAUUGGAGCCAAUACACCAGGCAAGUUCUCAUGUUGUGGCAGAUAUUCUGCUAGACAUCUUGCUAUAUCUUUUGUUCAUUAUAUUCUGGGAUACCUAUGUUGCGAUGGUUCUCCGUUGCUUCCACUGCUUUACAUAACUACCAAUAUGGCUUUCAACAUAACACUGCUCAACUUAGUAAAAAUUUCUUCUGCAGUUGUUUCCUCUCUUGCUGUAAUGUUAUCAGUGCCAGUUUCAAUUUAUGUACUCUCCCGUCCAUUGCCAUAUCUUCCUGAAGGUGCGAGUUUGAGCCCCUUCUUCCUGUUCGGCAGCAUGAUUCUUGUGCUGGGCCUGGUUCUUUACAAUAUAGCCCAGCCUGCUAAAGAGACUUCAAAAUAG
Dovyalis caffra is the source of this 1395-nucleotide messenger RNA. The record is from the annotation of a GenBank genome assembly. NCBI's taxonomy places the organism in Eukaryota, Viridiplantae, Streptophyta, Magnoliopsida, Malpighiales, Salicaceae.